UUCUGACAGCCAGCUUGCCGUCAGCAUUGUAUUUUGUGAAAAAUAUCAAAAAUAAAAAUAACUUUAUUUAUUUUUACGAAUAUAUUUUUGUAUUGAAAAACUUUAUAACAUGUGUAGUUAAUGAAUGGCGCGUGAUAAUAACACAAAUGGUGAAAUAAAAGAAUCCAUUGUCAUGAAAAAUGUGUUGCUGGUAUGCCUAUAGUCGGACGAAACGAAAGUGAUUUGUACAAUUUGUUGUGAUACGAUUCAUAAAAUGGCGCAGACGGUCCGUAAGCCCGUAGAGGGAAGGUAUCCCUCGUGUUAUUUACCCAACAGGAUAAAGGACAGACGAGCGAAGGCCAGAGCAUUGAGAUUAGAGCAGCAACGUAAGCCAGACAAACCGGAAGACUUUGUAUGCUACUCAGAUAGUGACAGUGAUGAGGAGACGCCCACACAACAGCACCAGAUACUGUCCACCUCAUACAACUUUGUGGACUAUGUACGAUCCAGAGAAAUUCAGGCACCAGAGGCGCGUUCAGUGGACCCGUCGUACGCGACGCGGCACAUGCUCACACACGACAUGUUCCGCGAGACGCCCAUCAACCUCGGCAGCAUGAACAAGGUGUUCUGCUCGCAAUGGCUGUCCGACAGGCAGGUCGUCUUCGGCACCAAGUGUAACAAGUUAAUGGUGUACGACGUCCGCACUAGAUCCCUGGACGCGAUCCCGACCCUCAGACCUCGGGCGCCGUGGGCAGGGCCUGAACACCAGACCGGCAUACACGCGCUGCAGAUCAACCCUUCAAGAACGUUGCUAGCGACUGGCGCCAGGAACUCGUGCGAGCUGGCCAUCUACAGCCUCCCCACCCUCGACCCCGUCUGCGUGGGGGAGGCACAUAAAGACUGGAUCCUGGACCUGUGCUGGCUGGACGACGAGUUCGUGGUGACGGGGUCGCGGGACUCGAAGCUGGCGCUGUGGAGGGCGGGCGGGCGCGAGGACGCGGAGCCUGCGCCGGCGCAUCACCACACAUACGUGGCGCCCGUCGCCCUCAGGGACUGCAGAUCUGGUCUGAAAGUUCGCGCGCUGACGUUCAACCCCCGCUGGCGCGAGAUCGCGGCGCUGACGCUCAACGGCUACAUCCACGUGUUCAACGCGGAGACCUUCCGCCAGACCCUCUCGCGCAAGCUGCCCUCCUGCCAGGACCUCGUCUGCCUCGCCACGCAGGAGAGCGGCGUGUACGCGAUCGGCUGCAAGUCGUACACACUGCUGCUGGACUGCCGCACGCUGCAGUCCGUGAAGAAGAUCACCUCGCGGUACAACGGCUGCGGCAUCAGAUCAGCAUCCUUCAGGGGGUCCAUGCUCACCAUCGGCACUGGACUUGGUUUGUUAAUGUUCUACGACAUGAGAGCGGGUAAAUACCUCGAGAGCAACAUACACUCCACCAAGACUGUCACGCUGAAGGCGUCCAGAGGCUACGUUUUCCCGGAGGAGGAGCCGGAGGGCGGCGCGCAGGUGAAGCACGCGCCCGCCAUCUACACGCACUGCUACGACGACAGCGGCACGCGCGUGUUCGCCGCGGGAGGGCCGCUGCCUGCCCCCCUGCUCGGCAACUACGCCGCGCUGUGGCAGUAGCCAGCUCCCACCACCCCACCAACUACUGUGAACCAUCAUCACUAACACUACGUUGAAAAGAAGAUCGUACUACGGAUUCCAAUACGUUUUGAGUAGGGGGGACGAAUUACGUAUCAAAUAGCAGAACCUCGCGAGCUACCCCACCUCACCCUAUGAGAGACACGAUUGUCAUAUGUUGAUUAUUGAUUGAAAAAACAUUUUGAGUUUACUGUCACCGUGGUUACACGAUUUAUAAUCGGAGUUUACACGCACCUGAUGUUCAAUCUGUCAAAUUUUAGUUCCGAAUAUACUCGCGAAGCGCUGUUCAAAUUUAACCCGUCAUGACUUGUCAAAAUUUUAUUUUCAAAUAUGUACAGGUAGCUGAAUGUUUGCCGCCAAACAUUGACAGCUACGCGUGUGACGGAAAAAUAACCUUAUUAUGUAGUAUAUAAGGUUAUAAUCCCGUGACACACGCAAAUGUCAUGUAGCUGUCUUGGCUCGCCGGCGAGCCACGAGAGACCAAGAGUUAAUCAAACAAAACUAUAACCUGACGUAUACUAUGACGCAAUUAUUCAUGUUAGGGGUACAAGACAGCCUGACAGAGUGUUUGAAAAUUACUAUAAAUUUUAGGUAAUGAUGAGAAUACAACGUUUAAAAUUUAUGAUCAAUAAUUAUGCAUAAAUUUUGAUAUUGUAAAAAUAGGACCAAAAUGAUAAUGGGUUAACAAAUAAUGGUUUCAAUAUACCGGGCGAAAUGGUAUGAAGCAUAUUUGAACAUGAAAAGUUUGUUCAAUCCUAAGGUAGUUCAGUAAAGUGGGGACAACAACAAGACAAGUCACAAGACAGAUAUUUACCGAAUUCUCAUGAAGUCUUUCACCGUAAUUUUUGUCAAGAAGCGCAGCCUCUUCAAAUGUACUGCAUAUUAAAAACGAUAUUUCAUGGAAUUUAAUACAGACAGUGGCAAUUUCAAAUGUAAGGAACAAACAUCGUCUUUACAGGAAAGUCAAAACACGAUUAACAUUUCUCAACUUUUUAAUGUGUAGAUGCUUUUUAAACACACUUUUAAUUUUAAAAUAAAUAAAUUAAUUUUGUAAAUGCAAAACUUAACUCAAAUUUUAUCAAUUUUAUCAUCUACAAAACCAAUUUGACCCUUAUAGUAAGUGGUCUAAAUAUACAGAUCGACUGAGAUCGAUCAUUGAAAUAAAAAAAAGAAAGUCUUCAUAGUCACGGGGGAGACAAUGAUAUAAAUAGUGUACUUACAGGAAAAUGACCCUUACGACUCUGAAAUUACCGCCGUCGAUACGACUACUCCCACGAUCUCUUACUGCUCAGUCGGUGAAAUGGCACCCUAAAAUCACCACAGGGCGUGUCGAUAACUUUUAAAAAUCACAUCCAAGUGCUUCUAUGUUAUUGCAAUACUUGAAUUAUUGUAAAUAAUAACGCAAUAAGUUUUUUUUAAGUCAGUUUAGUUUAGAUUAGUAAAAUUAUAUGCGCAGGCGAUUGACGUGGGAUAUCGAUAAAUUAGUGUUAUGGAGUAAUUGUGAGCUGAGAGUAGACGCCGCACUGGCAAGGGAAACCCGUAUUUUAAUCGGAUUCGACCUUACUGUUAUCACACUCUGGUCGAAAUUUGAGUGCUAUUGUUUAUUGGUUAGGUGUACCUAGAAAACGUGGGGUUAGCGUGGCGUCUAAAAGUUAUUAUUCUUUUACACUCCAAAGUGUAAUAUCAUUAAUAUGAAAAAAAAAGAUUACACUAAGUGUUCGAUAAGUUCAAAUAAGUAAGAGGGUCGAUAAAAAAUGUAUCGAUAAUUGUAUAUUUAAAAAUCCUCGUGAUAUCGAUAAGGGAUAGUUGGUAAUAAUUUAAAGUGAUCCUUAUUAACUUCCAAUAAAAGAUUUAUAAACAAAAUACCAACUUCAUUAAUGUUUUAGAACCCAACUUUCUAUUCCAAUGUUAUUUUCGAAUUCAAUAAAAUGUUUAGUCUUUGAUCAUAACAAUACACCCUUUAAUAAUUUAAAAAAAAAAGAUAAAAAAAUAUCUUUUUAUAAUCAAUGUGAAUUAGAUAUAAUUCGUGUAUAUAGGUGUUAAAUAUAAGUAAAACAAGACAUGCUUAUAUUUGUGAAAAUGAAUCUAAAUUCGUGAUGCUACUGUGUUCAAAAUUACGUAAAUUGAGAAUUGAAUUCGUGUCAUUGUAAAUUGUAUUUUUACUAUUCGUGGAAAGAGAAUUAUUUAUUGUCGAUAAAUUUUCGAAAUAUAAGCUACGUUUUAUAUUUACCUUUAAAAAUACUAGUGGGGCGAGAAUAUCGAUAAGGAAUCGAUUUCAAAUUUAUCGAUACGGAUUUUUAAAGCCAAUUUGCAAUCGAUAAAGAAAUCGAUGAUUUCCAAUCGAUAACGCGUCCCCACAACAUGUAGGUUUACGUCGAAAACGAUAACGAAGAAGCUCCCACGUCAAUUGCUCGCGUAUUUGAAAAAGUAUAAAAAAAUAUUUGUAAAGUAUAUUUAUUUAGAUCUUUUCGAAUAUUAGCCAAGGGAUAGACGAGGAGGUGCCGGUUGGUGCACGAAUGUGUCGCGUCGUGUCGAAUACUUUCCUUACAGCCAAAAUAAUAUAGCCCAUGUGUACUGAAACGGAUUAAUAUUGGCUCUUUUCACACGAAGUUUUCGAUUCCCGUCUUCAUAAUCGCCUAAUCUUAUAAGAGUGAGAGAUGUAGCACUUAUCGAUAUAUACAUAAGAUUUAUUUUUGUGUAUAUUAUAAAUAUCAAUAAAAACUGAUCGAGUGAAAAGAGUUGACAUGCGGAAGAUUUUUUCCAUCUAUGAAGAUUGAUAGCAAUAACUUAAGUAUAUUAUAGAUUGAUAAAGGCUUUCGCAAAAGUCCGUUGAACAUGUAAUAUUUUAAUGUACUUAUUAAUCUAUAUCAUUAGCUAUGUACUGGAUGUGUACACAUACAAAUAUAAAUUUAAAUCCAUAACUUCUACAACUGCAAUAACCGUAAUUAUGUUUGGCAUAAAUGUUUCUAUUGUACUGUAAUAUUUUAUUCCUCAUUUAGACUACUGGCAAAAACUUCACAGAAUAACAGGAAAAAGGCUUUUUUUGUCACUUCUUUUUUAGAGGCACGCUAAUUCUUGAGAGUUGUAAGUUCAUAACUUUUUAUACCCUCUCUCCAUUCCUGUAUAUUUAAUAGCAUUUUUCUUGAUAUUUUCGAAAUCUCCUUUGUUUCCUCCCACAAAAAAAACGCUGCAUAUAACUAUAAUUUAUGAGUAAAGAAUACACCCUAAUAAUCUUUACACUUGUGUUCGUCUAUUCUCGGCGAGUAUUUAUCAAGAUUUUUUUGUAAUAAAACUUAAACUUAAAAUAGACAAUUGUAUAGGGAAUAAUUUGUGUAUAUAUCUAAUACAUGGCUGAUGAUUACACUACAAUAAAAAUGGCGUCGUUUUUGACAGUACUCUCAUCGCUGUGAAUAUGUUAUGCUACUAGCUAGUCAUUAAAAUAAAAUUCAGAUCCGUAACCAGUCCCACUGCUGGUCUUAUGAGAGGAGUUUUCCACCGUGCUGGGCUUAAGUUAAUUAAUGCAAAAAUUUUAGAAAUAUUAUAUAAAAAGGCAGUAAAUAGUAAUACGAAAAAUAUGUAAUAACUGAUGCAUACAUGAUUGUAAGUUUUUUUUUCUUUAAUAUAAAAAAAGUACAGAUUGUCUGCGAGUCAGAAAAUAAUAUAAAACAUUACUAUCAGAGGAGUCGUUCUUAAAUAUAUAGUACAUGAAACUAUACACCAAAUAGACAAUAGUGACAUAAAUAGUCAAUUAUAUCGAUUGUAAAUAACCGAAGGGAGCUGUCAAAAACGCUGCGCCCUAUUACGUGUGUAAUAGAGUUUAUAUUCCCUAAUUCAUUGUGAUGUCACUUGUCAUGAAUGUACGAACUUCAGGAAUUUUAAUGUAAAAAUUUCACUCGUGAUUCUAGUGGUACCAAUUAGUGAUAACAUUUUUAAUAAUAAUGGGAAAAUAAGAUUUUUAAGCUGGCCAUGUUCUCUAUGACAAAUUACGCGUUCAACAGGUCACCAAAACCGUCGAUAUCGAUAAUAUCUGGAUUUCUUAUCUUCGGAUCGAUCGUGGAGAUUUUGAUUGAUUUGUUCUCAGAACUGUCCCUUUGGAAUGUUCCAAAAAUCGUGAUUCGUGAGUCGAUGAUUAAUUUUGACAUUUGUGAUUGGUCGAGGGACCGAUGCGUCAAACACGUGGUAGUAUCAACCAAUCACAAUAAAACGACACGGAGUCGUGUAAUGUUAGGAAUAACCGAUUGUAAUCGUUCAUUGAUGCUGUAAGGUACAAAUAAGUGAUCCAUAGGUAUCCUUAGACUUGAAUUCAAAUUGUGUUUUGUCUAAGAGCCUGCGUGUGUGUUCAAAUAAAUUAUUCGCCUGUUUACAUAUUGACCAGACAGGAGAUAGUACUCUUAUAAUUACAUUUUAUUUAAAGUCACGGUUGACAAAGUGAAUGUUGAAAUAAAACUAUCUUCCGAGUUUUUUAUAUUAUCAUUUUCUCCCGACGUGUCUCUCGGAGUCCCCCCGUAACCAUGAAGGCUGCAGUCUUCGAAAUGUCGGGCGAAAAUAAUGAUAUAAAAAACCGCUAUAAAAUCCAGAAAAUUACUUUUAUUUCAAUGUCUAACAUUCGUAUAAACAUAAAAAAUCAAAAUAAUGUUAUUAGUCAGCAUCUUGGUUGCGUUCAAUCUUCUACUCGUUUCAAAAAUCACAUCAGGAAAAGCCCUUAAAUUACUCGACUUACCUACAGAUCCAGUGAGUUAAUGUGUCCCAAUGCCAUGACAAGAAGAAACCUGCAAUAACUUGUCAUAGAGAAUACAGGCGUUGGUCCGUACUUGCCGCUAGAGGCGCGUGAGGUUUGUGUUGCCAGCGUAAAGAUGAAAUAACACGACAAAUUUUGGCGCGCGAGUGUAUGCCGUAUUACCUCAGUAUAUUAAGCGAAGCGAGGCGGUCGGCUUCAGUUAAUGUUAAAUGUACGUGUAUAUACACUGAUCUGUCGUGAACUAGCUGUAGGUUUCUUACGAGUGAGCAUCAUUGUCUAUUUUUGCCGCCAGGUAACGUCGUGUCUUAUUAAGACAUGUUUUAGGAUGUGGAGCACAAUGCAGUGCAUAACAUUAUGGAUGAUGCUUAUACUGUUUAUGGGAAGUUAUGACAAUUUUAUAGGCGAUGUAUUUGCUCAUCUAGUUAUGCAGUUGUACAAGAAAGUUUAGGCAUGUUCAGGACCUGAUUUAUUGCGUUCAAUGGCGCCUUUGUUGCUUAAUUUUUUAGAGCAGUCUUGGGUAUUUUAGCGUGUUCUUCACGCGUCCCGGUUAUCCGGUUAUCGGCACCGGAUAUCCGGCUAUCUCUCCAAACGUCUCGGUAGCCAUCAGGUGCAGAGGGUGCCGUGCCACGUAUGAAAAAAUAUAUGAAAGUACGUUCUCUACGAUGCCAUUGCUAUAUUGUGACGUCAUUAAACCUAGUUCAGGGCUAUUUAAAGUUCUAAAUCAGGUCCUAAGCAUAUGAUUGGAUAGUUCUGUUUGCGAUUGUACGAGCUUGAAGUACUAUAAGAUGGCGUUUAUGUACAAAUUUUAGAAAUUUCGUUGAAGGUUACGAGGGUUAAUUGAAUAAGACAUAAGUGCAACAAAAUCCUUGCAUAGCAGCGGUAAUGUAAUACUGACUCCAGGCAACUGAACUGCCUUGCAAUACACAUUCAGUUGAAGUUAGUGACGUUUCCAAAUUAGCAAUGUGUGACGUGAUGGUCACUGCAAAGUAUUUGAGUUGCAUAGAGUUAGGGGUUAUGGCCCACAGGCCCAACCGCGAGGAAGCCCUCCAAAUGGUGAAAAUCUCGAAGCCUUUAACUUAACGAUGCCUUAUUAUUGAGAAACUCGUUAAAAUUUAUUUAUUCGACUAGAAUAUGUUUUCGACCGCCUUGUUUCAGUAGCUUUCUAUCUUUUUUCAUGAUGAAAUGGCCGCCCACUGCCGUUUUGUGAUGGAACUAUAAUCCGUUCGCGUUAGGAAAAUAGGAAUUCGCGGUCAUUAAGGAUAAAGCCGCUAUAACUAGCCCGCAUUCAUAAACGUUAUUUAUCUAAGGACGGAGUAUUGCUGUGAUAACAAAUCUGUUUCUCAGUGCUGACGGCGGCGUGGCAGCCUUCGCAGUGCGUAGACAUAGGGCCGUUGUGAUUGGCUAAUAUUGAAAUACAACUUGAACUAGUUGGCUGUCAGAUAAACAAAGCUGAACGAACAGCAACCUGUCAGAUAAACAAAACUGAGAAACAGACUUGUUAUCACAGCAAUGCUCCGUCCUUAGAUAAAUAACGUCUAUGAAUAAGGGGGCUUGUCUUUAAGAACUGAGAAGAAUAAAAUACGUUGAAAUUAUUACUCAAAAUGUAUAUUUCACUCAGUAUAUUUUUUUAAAUGUCAAAAUAAGCACAGUUUAAAUUGUUUAUUUGUGAAAUUCUUCUUACCACUCGAGUUCUACUCGGUACACAGAGAACGCUCUCAAAUGCGUAAAUGUAUCUACAUUUUAGGGGUUCAUUUAUGCAACGCUGUUUGAAAACCAUUUUACUUUAUGACAUUUUUUUUAUGCUCAAAACAUUUUCACCUACACUUUACAGAUGAUAUCUAAUUGCUCUGUCUUUUUAUUUCAAAUAGUAUUACGGUAAAGUAAUAUUGUAGCCUAUUAUAAUUCUUGAAUAUUUUCUUGUAAAUUGCAUUGUAUUCUUCAUUGCUCGUUUUUUUAUAAAGGUUUUGUUAUAAAUAAGACCUUAUGUUCUAGAUGCGUUGAUUCACUAUUUUCUAACGCAAACGUGGUAUAGUAAAGUAAUUCGAUAGUUCGUAGUGUAGAUGUAAAGGGAGGUGUGAUCGACGCCAAUGUAUUGACGUGGUUUUUACAUGUAAUUUCUUACGGAAUAUUCAUACAAAUGAUAAAAGAUUUGGAUAUACUGA
This is a messenger RNA of Manduca sexta (tobacco hornworm), 8527 nucleotides long. RefSeq names its product DDB1- and CUL4-associated factor 12 (gene DCAF12). Lineage: Eukaryota; Metazoa; Arthropoda; Insecta; Lepidoptera; Sphingidae. Gene Ontology annotation, molecular function: protein binding. The record is from RefSeq and is a predicted model, not a curated record. The transcript has 10 exons. The coding region runs from base 254 to 1609 and encodes 451 amino acids. Gene Ontology annotation, cellular component: Cul4-RING E3 ubiquitin ligase complex.